Molecule: messenger RNA, 2032 nt
Organism: Carcharodon carcharias (great white shark)
Lineage: Eukaryota; Metazoa; Chordata; Chondrichthyes; Lamniformes; Lamnidae
Product: gastrula zinc finger protein XlCGF57.1-like
Exons: 3
Coding region: 150-1964 (604 amino acids)
Biological process (GO): negative regulation of transcription by RNA polymerase II
Molecular function (GO): DNA-binding transcription repressor activity, RNA polymerase II-specific
Source: RefSeq, a predicted model, not a curated record
UGGCGAUAGGGGAAAAGCUUCUUUCUCAGAUUCGCAUUCGGAUAUUGGAAGGGAAGGAUUUGCAGUCAGGAAGUUGAAACCAAACAUCACAUUGGGAUCUGACAGAGUCACCCAAUUUAUCAUAACCAGAAUAUCAUCGGAAUUUGAACAUGGAAGGGAAAAGCACCAUUCACAGUGGAGAGAAACCGUACACGUGUUCUGUGUGUGGACGAGGCUUCAGCCGAUCAUCUAACCUAUCAAAACACAAAUGCAGCCACAACAGGGAGAAACUGUGGAAAUGUGGAGACUGUGGGAAGGGAUAUAAUUAUCCAGUUCAGCUGGAAAGUCACAGGCGCUCUCACACUGGGGAGAGGCCAUUCACCUGCUCUGACUGUGGGAUAGGUUUCACUCGAUCAUGCCACCUGACAAGACACCAACGAGUUCAUACUGGGGAGAGGCCGUUCACCUGCUCCGAGUGUGGGAAGGGAUUCACUCAGUCAUCCAACCUGCUGACACACCGGCGCAUUCACACUGACGAGACACGUUUUAAAUGUCCAGACUGUGGGAAGUGCUUCAGAAGUUCUGGGGACUUGAUGUCCCAUCAAAAUGUUCACACUGAUGAGAGACCGUUCAGGUGCUCUCACUGCGGGACUGGGUUCAGAUGGUCAUCUCAACUCACUGUACACCAACGACUUCACACUGGAGAGAGACCAUUCACCUGCCCCGAGUGUGGGAAGGGAUUCACUCGGUCAUCCCACCUGGUGACACACCGGCGCAUUCACACUGGGGAGACACCGUUUACCUGCUCCGAUUGUGGGAAGGGAUUCACGCAGUUAUCCACCUUGCUGAUACAUCAGCAAGUUCACACUGGGAAGAGGCCGUUCAUCUGCUCCAAGUGCGGGAAGGGAUUCACUCGGACAUCCGACCUGCUGACACAUCAGCAAGUUCACACUGGGGAGUGGCCAUUCUCUUGCCACGUGUGUGGGAAGGGAUUCACUCGGUCCUCCAGGUUGCUGAUACACCAGCGAGGUCACACUGGGGAGAGACCUUUUAAAUGCCCAGACUGCGGGAAGUGCUAUAAAAGUUCUGGGGUCUUGAUGUCCCAUCAACGUGUUCACACUGACGAGAGACCGUUCAGGUGCUCUCACUGUGGGACUGGGUUCAGGAGGUCAUCUCACCUCACUGAGCACCAGCGAGUUCACACUGGGGAGAGACCAUUCACCUGCUCUGAGUGUGGGAAGGGAUUCACUCAGUCAUCCACCCUGCUUACACACCAGCGCAUUCACACUGGGGAGAGACCAUUCCCCUGCUCCUUGUGUGGGAAGGGAUUCACUCGGUCAUCUGACCUUCUGAGACACCAACUCACGCACACUGAGGAGAGGCCGUUCACCUGCUCCAUGUGUGGGAAAGGAUUCAUUAAUUCAUCAGACCUUCGGACACACCAGCGAGUUCACACUGGAGAGAGGCCGUUCACCUGCUCCGCCUGUGGGAAGGGAUUCACUCAGUCAGCCCACCUGCUGGCCCACCAGAGAGUUCACACUGGGGAGAGGCCAUUCACCUGCUCUGAGUGUGGGAAGGGAUUCAUUCAUUCAUCCGACUUUUUGAUACACCAGCGAGUUCACACUGGGGAGAAGCCGUUCACCUGCUCCAUGUGUGGCAAAAGAUUCUCCCGAUUAUCCCUGCUCAAGGCACACCAACUGGUUCACACUGAUCAGAGACCUUUUAGAUGUUCUGACUGCGAGAAGAGCUUUAAAAGCAGGUGUAAAUUGCUGGCACACCAAUGUACGCACACUGGGGAGAGGCUGUUCACUGGCACCGAGUGUGGGAAGGGAUUCGUUCAUUCAUCCGACUUUUUGAUACACCAGCGAGUUCACACUGAGGAGAAGCCAUUCACCUGCUCCGUGUGUGGCGAGUUCAGAAUUGACUGCAGGGGUUGGAUUCUGCUGUUGUUAAUCACAUCCAGGACUGAACCCUGUUCAUUCUGAAAGUUGGUAUUUCUUUCUUGUUGUUAAUAACUGAACUGAAGUUUAAUAUUCUGGUUAUAUAUCAAAUA